This is a messenger RNA of Paramacrobiotus metropolitanus, 1369 nucleotides long. Its product is annotated as peroxiredoxin-2-like. Gene Ontology annotation, molecular function: thioredoxin peroxidase activity. Gene Ontology annotation, cellular component: cytosol. The record is from RefSeq and is a predicted model, not a curated record. The transcript is spliced from 6 exons. Gene Ontology annotation, biological process: cellular response to stress; cell redox homeostasis; hydrogen peroxide catabolic process. Lineage: Eukaryota; Metazoa; Tardigrada; Eutardigrada; Parachela; Macrobiotidae. Bases 138 to 926 code for a protein of 262 amino acids.
UAAAGAAUCAAAUAUAUAUUCAAAACAUGUGUUGCACAUAAAGUACAGUGUAGUAUUAAGUACUUCCGUGUUCCACCAACAAUAUGUAUUCACUUUCGUGACUGUGAUAUUCCCGCCUUCAUCCUCUUUAUUAGAGGAUGUCUUUUGAAAAUCCACGGCUUCAUAUUGGUGAAUUGGCCCCGGAUUUCACCGCCGUAGCUGUGGUUAAUGGAGAGUUUACUGAUGUAAAACUAUCAUCCUUCCAUGGAAAAUAUGUUGUACUUUUAUUCUACCCCGCUGAUUUUACCUUUGUCUGCCCCACGGAACUAAUAGCCUACAGCGAAAAAUUAAAGGAAUUUAAAAAAAUUCACUGUGAACUGCUGGGAAUGUCUUGUGAUAGUCAAUACAGUCACUUAGCUUGGCUCAAUACACCUCGGAAAGAAGGUGGUCUGGGAGGCGCAGUCAAGUAUCCCCUUCUUGCUGACCACAACGCGUCCAUAGCAAAAAAAUACGGUUGCUACUGCUUUGCUGAGGGAAACGCAUUCCGUGCAUUGUACAUUAUUGACGGCAACGGAAUGUUGCGCCACAUCAGUAUUAAUGAUAUGCCUGUUGGGCGGAAUGUUGAGGAAACUCUGCGUCUAGUACAGGCUUUCCAGUUUACCGAUGAAAACGGCAUGGUGUGUCCGGCCGGCUGGAAGCCGGGUGAUGACGCAAUGGACGCAGAUCCAGAGAAGUCCAAAGAAUAUUUCGCAAGGGUUUCCACUAAGAACAGCAAUCCAAAGAUUGUCCACCCACCGGAUCCAGCAUUUGAUACGACACUUAUUAAGAAACCGAGACCUUCGUAUCCCCACACAGCACUUGUCUAUUCAGAAAAUAGCGUUCGCUUAACCGAGGAUUCCUCUCCUAAGAAAAUUUACGAGAGAAUGUUAACCAAACUUUCGUUUUAGAAUUAAUCGCAGCGCAAAGAUGAGUUGAAAGCGUAAUUCUCCAAAGAAUCACGGAAAGCACCCCGCUGAUUAUGCGUACAGCAUUUAAUGGAGUUUGUGACGUAAAUUGUACGAGAACUCGUUCAGUGAAGAUUGCGCAGUGGGUGUACAGUAAUCUAAAGUAGUUACAGUACGUACUAACUAAACAAAAGCAUUGCAGGUUUAAUUUUGGCUACUUCCGCUGUUGAUACGGGUUGCAACAUAAUAAUUACUAUGUUGUAACCGGUAACCAAAUUAAACCUGCAAUGCUGCUGUUUAGUUAGCUCUUGCAUUAAUGCAGUUGUUUGCUUUUUCGCCAUUUGGUUGCUGAUUCAAAGCCAAAAUUUACAUUUUUCCAGGCGACAAUUGAGUGUACGUUUUAUCUUCGCAAAAAUAACCAACGGUCAAUAAAAAACGGAAAAGUG